AUGAUUAUUUACACGGACGUUAUUUCAGGAGACGAGUUAUUGUCUGAUGCUUACGAUGUCAAAGAGGUCGGUGGAGCUAUUUACGAAGCCGAUUGUGCCAUGGUGAAGGUUGGUGGUGAUAACAUCGAUAUUGGUGCCAAUCCAUCAGCUGAAGAUGCAGCUGAAGAUCUUGAUGAUAACACCGAAACCGUCAACAACAUCGUCUACUCUUUCAGAUUACAACAAACUCAAUUUGACAAGAAAUCAUUCAUGACCUAUAUUAAGGGUUACAUGAAGAGAGUCAAGAACUACUUGGCUGAACACAACCCAGACGAAGUUGAAAACUUUGAAAAGGGUGCUACAACAUACGUCAAAAAGGUUAUUGGUUCCUUUAAUGAUUGGGAUUUUUACACUGGGGAAUCAAUGGACCCAGAUGGAAUGGUUGUUUUGUUGAACUAUCGUGAAGAUGGUACCACACCUUUCGUUGCUAUCUGGAAACAUGGUGUUUCUGAGGACAAGAUUUGA
Molecule: messenger RNA, 504 nt
Organism: Priceomyces carsonii
Lineage: Eukaryota; Fungi; Ascomycota; Pichiomycetes; Serinales; Debaryomycetaceae
Gene: TMA19
Product: Tma19p
Exons: 1
Coding region: 1-504 (167 amino acids)
Cellular component (GO): cytoplasm
Molecular function (GO): calcium ion binding
Source: RefSeq, a predicted model, not a curated record